Paramisgurnus dabryanus is the source of this 3353-nucleotide messenger RNA. RefSeq names its product cyclin T2a (gene ccnt2a). Lineage: Eukaryota; Metazoa; Chordata; Actinopteri; Cypriniformes; Cobitidae. The record is from RefSeq and is a predicted model, not a curated record. Gene Ontology annotation, biological process: regulation of transcription by RNA polymerase II. Gene Ontology annotation, molecular function: cyclin-dependent protein serine/threonine kinase regulator activity.
UGACUGGUCGUACGUGACGUUUGCUUUCUGUUCGUUUGCUGGACGGUAAUGGCGGCGUGCCGGGGAUCAUCUUCCAAAUGGUUCUUCACCCGGGAGCAGCUCGAAAGCACCCCGUCCCGCCGCUGCGGAGUGGAACCGGACAGAGAGCUGUCGUAUCGACAGCAGGCCGCAAAUCUUAUUCAGGAUAUGGGUCAGAGACUAAAUGUUUCUCAACUCACAAUAAAUACUGCCAUUGUUUACAUGCACAGAUUUUAUAUGUACCACUCUUUCACCAAAUUCCACAGAAAUACCAUUUCCCCGACAACAUUAUUUCUGGCUGCAAAAGUUGAAGAGCAACCACGAAAACUUGAGCAUGUCAUUAAAGUAGCACAUGCAUGUUUAAAUCCCCAGGAACCUCCUCUGGAUACAAAGAGUAAUGCAUACCUCCAGCAAGCUCAAGAGCUGGUGAUACUUGAAACCAUAGUGCUGCAGACUUUAGGCUUUGAAAUAACAAUUGAACAUCCACACACUGAUGUGGUGAAAUGUUCCCAGCUAGUGCGAGCAAGCAAGGAUCUGGCACAGACUUCCUAUUUCAUGGCUACCAACAGUCUGCAUCUCACCACCUUCUGCCUACAGCACAAGCCCACAGUCAUCGCCUGUGUCUGCAUUCACCUAGCAUGCAAGUGGUCCAAUUGGGAGAUCCCAGUUUCUACUGAUGGAAAGCACUGGUGGGAGUAUGUUGACAGCUCGGUUACACUUGAGCUUCUUGAUGAACUGACCGACGAGUUUCUGCAGAUUCUGGAGAAGACACCCCACAGGUUGAAGAGGAUUCGUAACUGGAGGGCUACACAAGCUGCUAAGAAACCUAAAACUGAUGGUCAGUCCUCAGACAGCAGCUCUUUAGCGGGACCCUCACUAUCCCAGGACCUGCCCUUGAUGGAUGCCUUACCUGGAGUCUCCACAAAUACAGCCUUCUCCAAAGCAUCCACAUCUUUUCCAGUGUCCCUGCCUGGCAACCCAAGCACCACUCUUUCCCUGGAUUCCAUUGCCAACAUGCAGGGAACUUCGUACACAUACACCGCCCCAAGUGACUGGCCUCAGGACCAAACGUUUUCUGUCAAGCAACUUCCCUCACACACUAUGCAUCCUCACAAAAGCGCAGAGUUCAACCCUGUGAAACACGAACAUAAGGCCAGCGGUGGGGUAAAGCAUCAGGCGGUGACCUUUCCCCCACCUCCUGCACCUACUCAGAAAAUGUCUUUGGACAAGUACAGGGAGAAACAUGCUGCUGAUCUGGCAGGGCAAAAGCGCAAACAAGAGCCGCAGAAUGUGGAGACUGAGGUUAGGGAUGUCUGCGGUGCUCCAGCACAGACAGAACACCGUAAGCACCUGCCCCAGCAUUUGCACGGGCAGCAAGGAUUUAGCAGCAGUGCUGGAGUCACCACCUCCUCGCCCAUAAAGAUGAAGCUUCCCAUCCCUGGGCAAGACAAGGUGGACAAACGUGAAAAAGGAAGCUCCCUAAAACUCCGUCUUCCUGUCCCCUCCCAGAGUGAGAAGGGGGGGUCGAGUAAGGAGGAGCUUAAAAUGAAAAUUAAAGUGUCCUCUGAGCGGCACAGCUCAUCAGAUGAAGGCGCUGCAAAGAGCAAACAUUCCAGUCCACACGUGAGCAAGGAGAAACACAGAGACCACUCAGCCCAUCGUCAUCACCCCAAACACAUCCACUCCCAUACACAUAGCGGCAAUGGCAGGGGUGGCCUCGAGGUGCCAGCGACAAGUUCGUCCCUUCGGAGCCCGGUAGGUCCCGGCGCUGAGGGGGCAAGCUCAGCUUCCGGCUCCUCACGGAAGAGGGGGAACCUCGACGCCAGCCACAAUCACCACUCCAAAAAGAGCAAAAGCUCUAAGGGUGGCGCAGGUAGUUCCUCUCAUUGUUCCUCUGUUCAGCAGUGUGUGUCAUCUCACAACUCUGUUCUUAACCUUCCCUUCCCCCCUCCCCCUGUCACAUACCAGGUGGGCUACGGACAUCUCAGCACCCUAGUGAAACUGGACAGGAAGCCAGUGGAGAUCCACGGCCCUGAGGGCGACGGCCUAGCUAAUGGCCAACACACAGACUACAAAAAUACUUUUGAUGUGCUUGAUUCGCUGUUAAGUGCCCAAGAAAUGAACUCUUGAACCUAUAGGAAAGGAAGAUAAAAAAUUUAAAAGAAAAAAUCAAGCAUAGUUAUCAUUAUGAAGAAAAAAAAUCAGGAAUGUGAAUGAAAUGGAGUAAGAGAAAAAAUAAAAAUGCUUCCCGGUCUUCUGGCAGUUCGGUUUAGUCUGGGCAUCUCUCUGUGUAACUGCUUUGUCCUCACUGUUUCUUCAUAAGCAGUUUGCGUGUACGCGUGAGCCAGAGAAUGAGUGUUAAUACAACAACAUUUAUCUUUACAUGAGAUAUAAUGGUGUAAUGAGUGAUAGUGUUUUUUCCCGCAAUAAUUAUUUAUAAAAAAUUUAAAAGACUGAAAGCAGCCUCUUAAAUGACUGACACUCGCAUUUGUUUAAAAUUAAGUUUGAAGAGGAAAUGCAAAAUUAAGCAAUUUAAGUUGUAUAGUUCUUUGAAUGUUUCUUCAUUUCAUUUUCUUCCUGUCUGGUAAGUUUAUUAUGAAAGGGAUGAUGCAGAGUUGUUUACAGAGCGUUGACAAAAACAUACAUUCUUGUAUGUUUAAAGCUGUACCUUAACUUCUCAGGGUGGAGCUGCUUGUAAAAUUAUAUACAUGCACGCACACAUGUAUAUUUGGGGGGCGCGUUAUGACUCAGUGUUAGAAUCUAUCGUUGGCAUUUCUAGCAGCAGCUUUCUAGCAAUGUUUGGUUGAACUGUUGUUACAUAUUGCUGCCAAGAUCGUGUGAAAUAACAGGCAGUCCACACUUUGUCAGUUCAUGGUAUGUUGUCAGAGGCCAUGCAAUUUGUACCUUUUGUGAUCUUUAAGCUGGAUGCCAAAGGCUGUGCCUCAAAAAGUGCAAGCAGAGUUCUUCGAAGUUUACAUAAUCUUCGCUGUGAAGUGCAUUUGAUAUAUUUCUUAGCCUGAAGCAGUAGUCCAUUUGUGCAACCAAUAGCAAAUAACAGGAAACAUUGUUCGGUAAGAGAAAAACUACUUUAUUAUUAAAGUGUUGACCUUAAGAAAUGGGCACUUGUAGACCCUCAGUUUAACAUUAUUUCUGAACACAGAAAAUUUUGAUCUUGUUUGAUUUUGAUUAUAAGUGAAGUUUUGGGUAAAUGAGGCCUGCAUUGUAAAAAUCAUUUAUUUAAGACAGGUAAAAAUCCUGGCACUUUAUUUUUGUCUUUUGCCCCAUUUUAUUUGGAUUUAAUAAAAAAUCCCAUGGUUUCCAAUACCUUAACCUCA